CCAUCUCUAAUUGUUGUCAAAUAAAAACAACAUUACUCGAGUUUUCACUCAUAUCUGAUUAUAAUUGAAAAUGGCGAAUCCGAACGCACCAAGAGGAGCUCUAAGCUUGCAGAAUGUGCUUAAAUAUACGGUGCAAAAUACGGACCAAAAUGCAGAGCAAACGCCAAACGAGGCAGCAGAUGAUGUUGAGAAAAAUCAAUUUUUGGAAAAUGUCUUGAGUGCAAUGACAACCGAUGCCGCGACAGCUCUGAAAGCAGCUUUGGUUAUUUUAAAUAGUGACGAAGCCACCGCAGACGACAAAUUGGAAAGUUUUGACGUUAUAAGGAGCCACAUUGAUGACAUCGACAAUGCCAACUCCCUGGUGAAGCUGGGAGGAACCACAACCUUACUUCGCUAUGUAAAGGAUUCGGAAAGUGAAAUAAGAGUAUCGGCACUCAAUACGGUUGCUGAAAUGGCACAAAAUAAUACGUUUUGCCAGAAUGCUCUCAUAACUGAGAAAUUUCUGCCCGCACUCACCAAAAACUUGAGUGAAGCGAAUGAAGAUAUUGUACGCAGUUCCAUAUAUGCGAUUUCAUCGCUUAUACGAAAUUUUCCGCCGGGAUACAAAGAGUUCAAGCACAUAAAUGGUAUCAAAGCCUUGGUACCUUGCUUAAAGUCCCCUAAUUCUAAUGUCUACAUAAAGGCAGCUUUUCUUAUAGCUUCGCUAUCAUCUCGCGACAAAGAUGCCAGAGAUGACUUCGUCAAAGCAGAAGUAUUCCCUGUGCUCUUGGAGAAUCUGAAGCUCGUUAAAGAGUUUGAUGUGAAGCAAGAAACUACUCUGUUCGCACUUUCGUCUCUGUCUCUGGAAUCAGAACUGAAACUAUCAACAGAAAAACGCAAAGAAAUAUUGUCUAUACUCCAGCAAAUUAUCUCCAAAAACAAACAGACGGAAAACUGCGAGGACAUCGUUAACUAUGCCAGAAAUAUUGUUGACAACUUGAACGCACGAUGAGCAAGUUGUAAAUACGAAUAAAUGUUAACUAUUAUAAUUACAAAAUUUUCCAAUUGAAA
Drosophila serrata is the source of this 1050-nucleotide messenger RNA. RefSeq lists its product as uncharacterized. The record is from RefSeq and is a predicted model, not a curated record. Lineage: Eukaryota; Metazoa; Arthropoda; Insecta; Diptera; Drosophilidae. Gene Ontology annotation, molecular function: adenyl-nucleotide exchange factor activity. Gene Ontology annotation, cellular component: endoplasmic reticulum.